Molecule: messenger RNA, 3078 nt
Organism: Triticum aestivum (bread wheat)
Lineage: Eukaryota; Viridiplantae; Streptophyta; Magnoliopsida; Poales; Poaceae
Product: pentatricopeptide repeat-containing protein At2g46050, mitochondrial
Exons: 3
Coding region: 268-1800 (510 amino acids)
Biological process (GO): RNA modification
Molecular function (GO): RNA binding; protein binding
Source: RefSeq, a predicted model, not a curated record
AUGAUAGACCGUUUAUGAGGACGAAAAUGCAUCUGUGUCUUGAGGCACGAUCGACCCAAAUAUAGAAGGAAGCUAUGAGCGAGCAGCCAACGAACAAAAAAUGGAGAAAACGCGCGUGGACGACGCGUUGGAGUUGCUCUAACUCCGGGGGCUGCCGGGCUCCGUAGACUGCAGUGGCCGUUCUCUCAUCUCCGCUUGCUCAACACAGGGCUGGUGCCUUGGUGCUUGGUGGGGAGUUGCUAAGAAAUCUUCGACAAAGCAUGUCUGAUGUGGCCGCGCGGCUUCCUCUUGCGUCUUCUCCUCCGCGUGACCGCCGGCGCCACUGCCCGCCACGCCUGCGCGCGCGUCCACCCGCUCCUCGUGAAGUCCGGCCACGCUUCCGACACUCGCCUCGCCACCGCGCUCGCCGACGCCUAUGCCAAGUCCGGCCUCGUCACGCACGCGCGCAGGGUGUUCGACGAAACGCCGCGCAGGGACCUCGUGCUCUGGAACGUCAUGAUCUCCUGCUACUCGUCCCAUGGCCUGCUCCUCGACUCAUGGGCCCUCUUCGCCUCCAUGCGGAGGAGGCCCGGCCUCUCCGGCGACGGCUUCACCUUCAGUGCCUUGCUGAGCGCCCGCGCUCCUCCUUCUUCCCGCGGCCACCUCCUGGGGCUCCUGGCGCACGGCCUUGUUCUCAGGCUGGGCCUCCAGCUGGACCUUGUCGUCGCCACCGCGCUCCUCGACAUGUAUGCAAAGUGCGGCCGGGUCGCUGAUGCUCGCUGGGUGUUCGAUGCCAUGCUGCUAAGGAACUCUGUAUCCUGGAAUGCCAUCAUUGUCUGCUAUGGCCGCCAUGAUGGAGGCAAGGAAGCACUGCAGAUUUUCGUGUCCAUGCUCAGGAAUGAUGAUGGCUGCUGUUGUCGGCCUGACGAGCUCACGCUUGCCAGUUUGCUUAGUUCCUGUGCCAACAUGGCAGCUGCCUAUGAGGCUACCCAGCUUCAUGCUUAUGCCCUCAAAAGGGGCUUACAAGGAUUUCUGCAAGUAGCCAACGCUCUGAUCAUGGCCUAUGGUAAGAAUGGUUUUCUUCAACAAGCAACACAGACAUUUGCCACCAUCCAUAGCCCAGACAUAGUUUCAUGGUCAUCCAUGGUUUCAUCUUUCGCCUACCUUGGGUGUGCCAAGAGCGCAAUCCAUGUGUUUGAAAGAAUGCUCCAACAAGGCGUGCGGCCUGACGGCAUUGCGUUUCUUGGAGUUCUUUCUGCCUGCAGCCAUGCUGGACUCAUUCAACAUGGCCUGAAGUAUUUUCUUCUAAUGACGACGGACUACCAAAUUGAUCCAUGUCCGCAGCAUCUUGCUUGUCUCGUUGAUCUCCUAGGGAGAGCUGGCAGGGUUCAGGACGCCUACAACAUUUUACUCAACAUCUCCUGCCAAACAAACACUGAUGUAAUUGGAGCUUUCCUUGCUGCCUGCAAGACACGAGGCAACAUUGAGUUGGCAAAGUGGGCUGCUGAUAGGCUACUCGGUCUGGAGCCAAACGAGCCAGCCAAUUACCUGCUUAUAUCUAAUGCUUAUGCUGCUGCAGGAGCUUGGAGUGAGCUUGCAAAGGUAAGAAGUUUUAUGAGAAACGUGGGCGGCAACAAGGUGCCUGGUUGUAGCUGGAUAGAAAUAGGUGGAAAGGUUCAGACAUUUGUCUCCAAUGAUAUUUUGCUCCAACAAUCAACAAAUAUGCGACAAAUGAUGGAAAUUCUUGUUACAUUCAUGGAAAAAGAGAGCAAUGACGAUACUCUUUGUAAGGAUUCAGAUUUUAUUUCAGAACGGUUUUGAUGUCUCGGUAAAAAAUAUAUAUGGGUUAAACUGACAUCUGCAAUAUAUUGUGUCUGACCUUGUCAAUGUGGCAAUUGAACCAUUCUAAGGUAACUUGAAGAUUUCCUUAUUACAUGGUAGUUAGAUCAUUUCACCAUACAUUUUCUUUAAACUGAAUGGAUUGCCAGAAUUGCCUGGAACAGGUUAUCAUAAAAAUGAAGAUAGGAUACUAGAACCCUCAGGAAGGCAGAAAAUUGUCUCUUGCUUAUGCAGUUAUGCUUAUAUGUUGUGCUAAUAUGAAAAAGUGAGGAGGGUUAGCAGGUAGAUGAGGUGAUCCGUGAUCCUAAUACGCCGCUUCUAUCCCCGAGAUGGCGACAGCUGACAGUCGUGUUAGAAUACUUCUCGCCGCCGCGAGAUGGUGGAGCGAAGACUAAUCAGUAUGUCGCUCUCCCUGAGCUCCUCUCUUCAGAAUGUCACCUAAGACAACAUGGCAGCAACUUAAGCAGCAGAUUAGUACCCCACGAAUCGAGCACUCUUAACUCGAUCGAUCAUAAUUGAUGGACGACCGUUCUUAUCUCAGUCAUCAUAAUUGACGGACGAUGAUCGUGACCAUGAUGACUCUCUCUUGUGUGUGUGCUUGAUGCCUGUCGUCCUUCGCCCAUUACUGUUUUCUCAGGGGUGCUUGCGGUGCUCCAUUUCUGGCUGGUUGCUGGAGGUUGGUAAGGCAGGUUCAGAUCUGGGCUUUUAGUGCGAUUCAAGUCUACAGGAUUCAGAUUUUAUUUCAGAAUGGUUUCGAUAUCUCAAUAAAAAUACAUGCGGAUUAAACUGACAUCUGCAAUGUAUGGUCUCAGACCUUACCAGUGUGACAAUGUAACCAUUUUCAGGUUAUCAUAAAGACGGAGAUAGGAUACUAGAACCGUCGGGAAGGCAGAAACUGGUCUCUUGCUUAUGCAGUUAUGCUUAUGUAAGUAUUUCAACAAUCAUAUAUUUCUAUCGAAUUGUAUAUUUCUAUCGCAGUGCUGCAAAUCGAUUUAUUACUUCUCAUGAACCUCAAGAUGUUGUGCUAUAACAUGAAAAGUGAGGAGGGUUAGCAGGUAGAUGAGGUGAUCUGUGAUCCAUGAUCCUAAUCCGCCACUUCUAUCCCCGAGAUGACGAUGGCUGAGAGUCAUGUUAGGAUAUUUCUCGCCGCUAUGAGAUGGUGGAGCGAAGACUAAUCAGUAUGUCGCUCUCCCCAAGCUCCUCUCCCCCGAAUGGCGCCUGAGACAACAUGGCAGCAACUUAAGCAGCAGAUUAGUACCC